UUGAUUUAUUAGAAAAGUUCCAAUGCAGCGUUGAUCGGCGCGGCGCGUCGCGUUGGUGGCAGCUUAGUGGGGAUCUAAUAAAACUCGGUGCUAAGUACUUAUGGGCAACAGUUACUGUUGGGACACUCACAGCCUUAGAUCCUCGUAAAGAAAAAAAAAUAUUUGAUCCAGUGAUUUUUUUGGGAUAUAGUGUUUCAAUCGGUGGACAAUCACAGUGAAAUUAUUUAAUUAUAAUUUAAAAAGGAAAAAUGCAAUUGAAAUCGGGCAGUUUGCUGGGCACGCUUUUGGGCGUUUUGCUUUUAUUACUUGUGGAUUCGGGUUAUGGUGCAUAUAAAUUGCAAGAACGUUAUAGUUGGAAUCAAUUGGACUUUGCUUUUCCCAAUCAGAGAUUAAAGGAAGAAGCUUUAGCUGUUGGGGAUUAUAUUCCUCAAAAUGCACUUCCCGUUGGAGUUGAACAUUGGGGCAAUAAAUUGUUUGUUACAAUUCCCAGAUGGAGAGAUGGCAUUCCGGCAACUCUAACAUACAUUAACAUGGACCAUAGUGUGACGGGAUCACCAGAACUGAUUCCAUAUCCAGAUUGGAGAAGCAACACAGCUGGUGAUUGCGCCAACAGCUUGACCACCGUUUACAGAAUCAAAGUCGAUGAGUGCGGCCGUUUAUGGGUACUAGACACUGGUACUUUAGGAAUUGGAAACACCACAACAAAUCCCUGUCCAUAUGCGGUUAAUGUAUACGACUUGGCGACAAACACUCGUAUACGUCACUAUGAAUUCCGUCCCGAUGACACCAAUGCCAACACUUUUAUUGCCAACAUUGCCGUUGAUGUGGGAAAGAGUUGCGAUGAUGCAUUUGCUUACUUCUCUGAUGAGUUGGGUUAUGGUCUGGUUGUGUAUUCUUGGGAGCAGAACAAGUCAUGGAGAUUCUCUUCGCACAGCUAUUUCUUCCCAGAUCCUCUCAGAGGGGAUUACAACAUUGCCGGUUUGAACUUCCAAUGGGGCGAGGAGGGUAUCUUUGGAAUGGCUUUGACUCCAAUUCGAUCGGAUGGUUUCAGAACAAUGUACUUCAGUCCUUUGGCAAGUCAUCGGGAAUUCGCAGUGUCCACUAGAAUUUUGCGUGAUGAGAGUCGAGUUGAAGACAGCUACCAUGACUUUGUGCCAUUAGACGAACGUGGUCCAAACAGUCACACAACUUCACGAGUUAUGAGCGAUGACGGGGUAAUGUUGUUCAAUUUGAUUGACCAGAAUGCUGUUGGAUGCUGGCACUCUUCAAUGCCUUAUUCACCUCAAUUCCAUGGAGUUGUAGAUCGUGACGAUGUUGGCCUUGUAUUCCCUGCUGAUGUUAAAAUUGACGAGAAUAAGAACGUAUGGGUCCUUUCCGACAGAAUGCCAGUGUUCCUUCUCUCCGAUCUUGACUACAAUGAUGUGAACUUCCGUAUUUAUUCAGCUCCUUUGACAAACUUGAUUGAAAAUACAAUUUGUGAUUUGAGAAGCAAUGUAUAUGGUCCAUCAAACAGUGUUGCUACCAAACAACCCUCACUUCAGUAUGGCAUUAAAAAUCUUGGUGUACCCAGACCAACAAUUCAGCAAAGACCUGCCUUGCAACCUUCCAAGGGUUAUUUGCCACCUCUAUUGGGGCCAGCAAUCUCGCCAGUGGGCUACACCACUCAGAAGAUUCCAGCAGCUAAGGCUUUCGUUUACAAUCAACACAAUGGAAUAAGCUACGAAACUGGUGGUCCCCAGACAUUCCCAGGAAUUGGUUUAAGAGACUUCCCGACAACCAGAAGCUCAUGGUGGGGUCAGUAGAAAUCAAAACAAUAACGUUGCUCAGUGGCAAAAGAACGCUGUGAUCUCAGCAAAUUGGCAUUGAUGCUUAGAUUGAAUUUUAUUUUAGGUAUUUUGUCCAAGAUCAAUACUCAUUAAUUGGAUACAAAAGAAAAAAGAAAAAAAAAACUCUUAUUAUAUUAUACGGGUUAUAGUAAAAAAAGAGAUGUGUACACUUGUUAUUUAUAUAUUUGUUGUAAAUAUUCUAAUCAUUUUAGUCAUGAUAUGUUUUACAUUCAUCAGUUUAUUUUUAUAUGUAUUUGUGAGUUCAUAUUUAAAAUAGAACAAAAUUGAAUAAAGAUUUGUAAUUUGUAUAGA
This is a messenger RNA of Episyrphus balteatus (marmalade hoverfly), 2138 nucleotides long. It is a transcript of the gene y, whose product is annotated as protein yellow. Gene Ontology annotation, cellular component: extracellular region. The transcript is spliced from 2 exons. Bases 249 to 1802 code for a protein of 517 amino acids. The record is from RefSeq and is a predicted model, not a curated record. NCBI's taxonomy places the organism in Eukaryota, Metazoa, Arthropoda, Insecta, Diptera, Syrphidae.